GGUUCUCUUACCCUAAAUCACAUCAGGGUGUGAUGUCAGGCUGUAGGAAUGUACUCAGUAAUGUGUGUGUGUGUGUGUGUGUGUUUUCAGGCCUAUGUUCUCCAUGCUUGGGGGAAGAGGUUUAUUUUCUUUGCAGCACACCUGCUUCCUCACCUUUCACCCUGGUGACUUUCAUAAGGCAAAUAAAAAGUGAAGGCCAUUGUUUUUUUUUUAAAUUUACAUCAUGAUACAUGACGUGAUCGUUGACUCUAAAGAGUCUAAUAGUCUACGGGCUGCAUGUCCAUGGUUCUGGGACUUCCCAUAUCCUACUUUUAGAGCUGCUCGCUAGUCAUGGAAACUUAAGUGGUCACUGGAAAGAAAGAGUGCAAAUUGCCAACAUUUUCCAGUGAUUUUUGGCAGCACAUACAGUUAUGUCUGCCGACAAUAAACGGAUAGGGCGGAUCUACUGAACUGCUUUUUGUUGUUGUUUUUUUAGUGCUAAUAGACGAUUUCAUAUAGAACAAAUUAUCACCAGCACAUCAAUGUCACAAUUACUGAAGUGCAUAUUUGCAGCAUACUCAUUGGCAUUAAGACAAGAUAUAAUAUUAGAUAAUCCGAUCACUCAAAAAAACGUAUCAAUUUUCUCUUAAAUUUGAAGAUGUUUAGUUGUACAGUGUGAAAUUGUUUUUAAUCAAAUGAAACUGAACAUUCGAUGCAGGUGGAGUUGGCUCAAAUAGUAAUAACCUCUGCUUUUGACAAAAUGUUCUUGAUUGAAGAGGUAAGCAACUAAACUGACUUUUUUUCCACCCAUAAAUAAAAAAGGCACCAACAUCAAUGCACUGUAAAUAUCUGCAUCAGUAUUUGCCUGUGGCCUGGAAAUUCCCCAACUGCAUGUUUAUAGCAAGUGACUGAAGUAUUCAUUCAACUCAACAUGAAUUGGCUUCCUUGUCCCUUCUUUGACCCUUCUAUACUUUUGACUAUAUGAUAUAUUUGUGAUCCUUGUUGCAGUUUUGGCAACUACGUGAUACUUGCACUUGCUGUGCUGCUGUACACGUCUGUGACCUUUGCAACCGUUGCAGUAAACCCGUUCUUCUAGCAGCUCAGUGUUCUGACUGAGCGGAUGUGGAGUCUGUCCUGGACUGCAGGGAAUGACCUCAGCUCACAAUCACUUGGCGUCUCACUUCCAGUUUGUACAAUGCAAUCAGUCAGCCAUUGCGAUCACUCACAGACCAUCAGAAGGCCUCACACAUCAGCCAAGUCACUAAAACUCCACCAAAAUACCGCUCUGUUUAUCUGGCAAGUUCACCCAGUGGUGAGAUUCUAUUCAGCUACAAAUCUGAGGAGGAUAAAAUUACUUUCUGUGCCAUAUAUUGAAAUAAAUCCCUUAUUUUAGCAUUUCAGAUGAUUCAUUACCUACUAAUGGUUUUCUAAUCCCUCGGAGGCCCAUGUCUUCUUUAACUCUCAACUAAGAUAAAAGUGCUUACAAAAGAUGAUGCAAUGAUUCUGGCAUCCUUGAGAUAUGUUUAGUUUCUGCUCAAAAGAAAAAAGGAAAGAAAAAUGAUAGAAAUGCCACAUUUACAGUUCAUCUGCUUGUUCUAUCAAUUUAUCAGAGCUGGGUUCACCAUAAUCAGCUAGAGCUUGAAAGUCUUAGUCACACAGCAGACGUCAGCCAACCAAACGAUGAUUCUUUUUAUCCCAAAGUCAUCUUUCACUGAAGUUACUCAUUUUUCCAAUCACACUCGGGGGCCAAAGACAUCAAACAUAGUCACGGAAGAAAAAAAUUGUGAAGUCUUGGUUGCAAGUGGCUGGCAGCAGGUUUCGGCUAGGUGGUCCAAGUAAGUUCUGGAUGCAGUUUGUAAUUUGUAGCAUUUGAUCAUUUCUGGCCUGUACUGAUGACUCAAUUUUACUUUGAAGCUAAUAAUAGCUUGGAAAGCCGCGGCAGCAAGUCAGAGGAUGCAGCAUCAGUGUGCUUGAAAACAGGACCACUUAUACAAACUGUAUAAAGAGUAUUAUACAAUAGAUGGUUUUAUUGAUGUCUUUCUCAGAUCCUUUAUAUAUUAUUGUGCUUGACCUUCUCAGACUAUUGUAUUUUUCUCUUAUUAGCAGUGAGGUCUAACUCUUGCGUGCAUUUCUAUAUUGUUGUAUAAACUGAUCCCAACAAAAGUGAGUAAACCCCUGAGUGAAAAGGUCCAAAUUGUCAUUGGUGUAUCCUCAAACGCAAGGUGGAGCAGCAAAAGGUCUCUAAUAUUCACCCCCAUGAUGUUGUUAUGAAGACGUGGACGAAGAUACCAGUCGCAACUUGUUCAACGCUGGUGAACUGAAAUGGUCAAUAGAAUAAAGGCAAUGCUGGAAAAUAAUGGUGGCUACACAAAAGAUUGACCCUCUGGACAAAAUUUGUGGUGUUGCCAUUUUUACUGCCAGUGGUUCAGACACUGACGACUAUGUUGAGUUAAUUUGGAAGAAUAAAUUAAAUGUUUUCAAAAAAUGCCAGCAAUUUAUUCAUCUUUAUGAAAUAUUCAACAUGCGUGUGCACAUCUGAGACUAAUGUCCCAACUUUGUUCUUUCAAGGAAGCAACAUGCGCUCCCGUAGCAGCAGCCUGGAGGAUGUCACCAAGGUCAAGCUGGACAAAGAAGGACCCACAGGGCGGCCAGAGCGCCACAGUCGCCAGCGGGAGCCGCCAGAUGACACUGGCACUGUCCAGCGGAACCACAACACCAACAAGAAUGGUGGCAGCAGCGCUACAAAGGGGGGCCGCAGGGAAAAGGCAAGAGACCUUACGCGUGAUGACUUGGUCUUCCUGCUGAGCUUGCUGGAGGGAGAGCUGCAGGCAAGAGACGAGGUGAUUACUGUGCUGAAGGCCGAAAAAAUCGAUUUGGCCCUUCUGGAAGCCAAAUACGGCUUUGUCACACCACCCAAAGUGUUGCAAGCUCUGCAACGGGAUGCCAUCCAGGGAAAAGCUGAUGGAUUGCAGGAAGACAUCUACGAAAGGCCCAUGGUGGAGCUGGACAAGCUGGUGGAGAAGCACAGGGAGACGUACCGCCGCAUGCUGGAGCAGCUGUUGAUGGUGGAGCAGGCCCACAAACAGGUCCUGCACAAGAUGGCGGCCGAAAAGCGCAACCAUGGCGACUUUAUGAGGAAAAGCGACGAGUUCACCAACCUGCUGGAGCAAGAACGUGAGAGGCUGAAGCUCUUAAUUGAUCAGGAAAAGGCCUAUCAACAACGCAAGGACCAAGAGAACAAUAAAAAGGUUAUAAGUCUGAAAGAGGAGCUAACAAGGGUCAAGUCCUUUGCGUUGAUGGUGGUAGAUGAACAGCAGCAUCUCAACGAGCAGCUCAGCCAACAAACGGCCAAGGUCCAACAGCUGAGCACCAGCACUUCAGAGGUUCAGGAGCAGUUGAGCUUGGCCAAAAGAAACCUGCAGGAAGAGGAACAGAAGGUGUGUCGCCUGGAAACAGAACUGCGUGACUGCAUCAGUCGACACCAUCGGGAGCAGGAGGCCAUGACGGCCAAGUUGACAAGUGAGGAUGCACAGAAUCGGCAGCUGCGUCAGAAGUUAUCAACUCUCAGCCGGCAGCUUGACGAACUGGAGGACACCAAUAAGACACUGCGUCGAGCAGAGGAGGAACUGCAGGAACUCAGAGACAAAAUUAGCCGAGGUGAAUGUGGAAACUCCACUUUCAUGCCAGAAUUGGAGGAGCUACGGAAAAGAGUACUUGAAAUGGAGGGAAAGGAUGAGGAAUUGAUUCGAAUGGAGGACCACUGCAGGGACCUCAACAAAAAACUGGAAAAAGAAGCAAGCCAAAGCUAUACUUUGAAGGCUGAAGUUGAUAAACUGAAUCAGAGAAUUAUGGACUUGGAAAAACUAGAGGAUGCAUUUUGCGAGAGUAAACAAGAAUGCAACUCACUAAAAAAUAACCUUGAGAAAGAAAAAAACACAUCAAAGACUCUCUCUGGUGAACUCGAAGCCUUGAAAUCUCAAGUUAAACACUUGGAGUGUGUUGAGGGUCAUCUCGAAAAGACAGAGGUAACACUGAAGGAGGACCUUUCCAAGUUAAAGACACUGACAGUCAUGUUGGUUGAUGAGAGGAAGGCCAUGGGAGAGAAGCUCAAGCAGAUGGAAAACAAGGUACAAAGCAGCACUGGGAAACUUAAAGUGGAACAGGAUAAGGUAACAUCAGUCACAGAAAAGCUCAUUGAAGAAAGUAAAAAAGCAUUAAAGGCAAAGGCUGAACUAGAAGUGAAGAUGUGUGAUGCCAAGAGGGAGCGGGAUGACCUAAAGGCAGAAUUAAGGGAGGAGAAGGAGAGGAACGUCGAUUUGCAGUCAAAAAUCAAUAUGAUGAAAAAAAGGUUGCAAUCGCUAGAGACUAUAGAAAGAGACUACCUGAGGAGCAAAGUCAAAGAGGAGCACGUUAAAACCCCUCUAGCCAACCACAUCCAACAAGAGGACAACAAAGUCAAAGACUUGACCCAAGAGGUUGAGCGACUCCGACAGAAACUCAAAGACAUAAGGGUUGUAGAUGGUGACCUCUUAAAAACAGAGACACUUGAAUCCUUGGAGAAGAGAUUUACAAAUGAGCAAGAAAAGGCCAAGGCUUUGAGCCAGGAGCUGGAAAUAUCAAGAAAAGAACUUUCCACAUACCGGCUCGCCGAGAAGAAUGAGUCCAACCAAGAGCAUGUUUUGUUCAAACGUCUGAAGGAAGAGGAGGCCAAGUCAAGUCAUUUGGCACAGGAGGUUGAAGCUCUCAAAGACAAGAUCCACGAAUAUAUGGGACAAGAGGAGUCCUUAUGCCGCAUGAAGACGGACCAGACCACCGUGCGAAGGAAGCUGACCCAACAGGAGGUCCGAAACAAAGAACUGGUCAGGGAAAUGGAGACGCUUACACGGGAGCUGGAACGAUAUCGAAGAUUUAGCAAAAGUUUGCGCCCUGGCAUGAAUGGUAGGCGCUUUUCUGAUUUGCACCUUGCCACCAAAGAGGUCCAGACUGAGUCUCGUGACCUCUUGACAGCAGUCCCAUUAGGGCAUGUCAUGCUUAACGGGAAGCUGUGUGAUGAGAGCGAAUCUGAGGACAACGAGAUCCACACCAAAUGUGGCCCCUCCCUUGUAAAUAAUAUCAAUAACCUCAAUAACAACAUGAGAAGAGUCCAAUGUGCUAAAUCCAAUGAGGUUCCUCACCAGCUGAAUGGCAAGUUGAAACCGCGGCCCAAUGGUAACAGUGUACAGGCUGGAGACGUGGUAUUAACCCACAGUCCUGGCCAGUCGCUUCAGAUUAAAGUGACUCCUGAGCAUGGACACAACAUGGCGACACUUGAGAUCACCAGCCCUACCACGGAAAACACACAGUCCUUUACCAGUACCGCCAUUAUACCCACAAGCGGAGGCCCGCCCAAACAGAGAAUUACCAUCAUCCAGAACACAGCCAUUUCCCCGACUGCGAAAUGCAGAGGUUCCCCGAUAUCAGACAGGUCUUGCUCGCCAGACAGGAUGCUCUCCCCUCUUACAAUGACAACAUAUUCUAGAGCCCUGACACCUGACUCUUGUAACUCUCUGACCCCUGACAGAGCAAUGUCCCCUAUCCAAAUUGUUUCCGUCACAACAGGCACCCCUGACCGGAAUGUCUCAGUUGACCCAAUGGAGGUAGCCGGUGGGCACGCUAUUGUUCGUGUGACCCCUGAGCGUCAGAACAGCUGGCAGGUGCAGAGAUCCAACAACUCUGGGCCAAACGUUAUCACCACAGAGGAUAACAAAAUCCAUAUUCAGUUGGGAAGUCCCUUCAUUCAUAGUGUGAGCUCACCAGCACUGCAGGAGCAAAGGAUCACUAACGACAGCAUUGCAACACCCAAAAGCAAGAGCAAAGUCACUAGUAGCAUCAUGAUUAAGCCCACCGCCACCCAAAACCAACGGCCAUCACAGAUUACAAUACCUCAAGAAUCAUUCAGACGCCCAGGGCCGACACGCAUCCCAAAACCAAAGGGCUACGCUUCUGUAAAAGGCACAAACGGCAACGGGCUGCUACCGAUUGGGAGCCAGUCCUUGCACACUACUCUCAGUAGUGGCAAAGAUCAAGCUGUGCACACGUCUGCAGCCCGCAGAAACAACAACAGCAACCCGAACCUUGCCAACCGCAGACUUUAA
Syngnathoides biaculeatus (alligator pipefish) is the source of this 6113-nucleotide messenger RNA. RefSeq names its product filamin A interacting protein 1-like (gene filip1l). The transcript has 5 exons. The record is from RefSeq and is a predicted model, not a curated record. The coding region runs from base 2451 to 6113 and encodes 1220 amino acids. NCBI's taxonomy places the organism in Eukaryota, Metazoa, Chordata, Actinopteri, Syngnathiformes, Syngnathidae.